GCAUCAUGGUCGCUGGGGAGAGGAGUGCUGCCAUUUUUCAGUGGUACCAAAGCAAAAGCAGAAGGACGGACGUGUUGUGAAAGCGACUGGAGGGAAACCAACCGAUCGGGACAUGAUGGCCAGUGGUGUCCAGCCGAGUGUCCGAAGCGGGCCGGUCCUAAGUGCAACUCGUCCGAGUCGGUGGCAGUGAUUUCGCGUGAGUUUUCGAGUGCUUUGUCGGGCAAAACAGCGAUUAUUAUUCCGAGUGCUGUGUGGGUUGCUCUGUGCGCAAUUCUUCGUCAGCCGGACGCCCUUUGGCUCGGAAAAGACACUUUUCCGUCCAUGGCGGCGCCCCGACAGCCGAACUGCCGCGUUUGAAGAGUCCGAAAUCGGCAGGAUGUGUACGAACAGGUGAUCAACCGCGAGUGCAGUGACCUGCGCGUUGAGUGCCCGUGGUGUGCCACCCUGGAGAUGUGCACCCUCAGGUCGUGGAACAGCGCGACUCAAGAAAAUGGACUCGCUGACCGCGUACCCGUGCUGCAGCAAGGCCAACGGUCCCCCGCCGGCCGCGGCAAUGCACCAGACUGUUAAACAGCAUGACGCCCACCUCAAUCAUCAUCACAACCACCACCACCAGCCCCUGGGGCACCACCACCAGCAGCAUCACUCGAUCCACCACCCGAACCAAGGAUCCAACCCCGUAGUCUUCUACGUGCCCAACCAGCAGCAGCAGAACGGGGCCCCCCACUAUGGUGGACCCCACCAGAAUCCCUACGGGGACCACCAGCCCCAGCAGAACCACUACAAUUACCACCAGACUUCGGUGGCAAACUACAAUCCAGCACCAUAUCAGGGACAGCAGCAGCCCGUCGAGAAGCAGAAGCAGAACAACUACCCCUCAAUCUAUAACAACAACUCCAAACUGAACCUCUUCCAGCCAUUUUUCUCAGGCAAUAUUUACGAAGAAGCUAACAAGUCGCUCGACGGCGGAGGUGGCGACUUCAGCGGCCCGGCGUGCAGUUACACAGUGGCCAACUCGGCCAACUCGCCGCCCGGCGGUGCCCUGAGCACCUCCUCGGGCUACUACUCGUCCAACUCGUCGUCGCCGUCGACCUCGAGCUCUGUGCGUUCGACCUCUCGGUGCGACUCGGCCAGGUCAGUCGAGUCAAGCUGCAGCAGCACCGACAGCGGCGUCGACAGCAACUUCCCCCACACGUACAAUGGUGGUGUUUGUGUGCCCAGCACCUCCCAAAACGGCAGCAGCAGCAACAACAACUUUGUGCUGGUGCCGGUGAACUCGGCGACGCCGUCGCUACCCUACCCACCGCCAACGUCGGUGGGCUGUUCCAAUGGUGGCGUCCCGGUCACCAGCAGCAGCAGCAGUCCCUUGACGUGCAUGCAACCCCAGCAGCAAAGACUGCAAAACGUACAAAACGGUAGCGCCAGUGUCGGUGGUGCGAAUAAUGUGAUGUUAAACCAACAACAAGUUCAGCAGCAGCAGAAGCAACAACAACAGCAGCAGCCGCCGCAGCCUAAGCAGACGCGGACAGACAUUGCUGUGCCCUACGGCUGGCGGCGGCUGCUCGUCAAUAAUACCAUCGUCUACAUUAGUCCUAGUGGUGCCGAAAUCUGUUCCCGUGAGGCAGCCCGACAGUACCUGAUAACCCCUGGCAACUGCAAAUGUGGCCUAGAAUGUCCUUUGCACCUUGACAACGUCUUCUGUUUCGAUCCCAAGGUGACAAACAGGGCCUGGCCUCUGAUACCUGACCCGUCAGACAACACAAGGCUGUGCAACCACAAGAGAAAGCAGCAAGUGCCGGCCGCCUUGCUGGCCUCUGCGCCCGGCGGCCCCCGCAGCCCGCUACACAGAAAUCUCAUCCCCAACCCUGCCAAAGAUGGGCAGCAGUGUCAGCAACUGGUCAACGUCGGCGGCGGCAGGAAAAAGAGGCGGAAGGUGGAGGCGGCGGUGGCGUCGGCCGCGCCCUACGACCGCAAUUUGGUGUCGCAACUUUUGGCCCAGAGAGCAGAAAGACUUGAAAAUCAGCAGCCACUAACUGCAGCGGCGCCGACCGCACCAACACCAAACCCGCUCGAGCUGCCACAAGCCAACAACAAGCCCGAGCAAGUGCCAAGGACGUGGGACGGAGCACCGAUGGUCGCCCAGCAGGCGCCACCGCCCCACUCGCACCCUGCAGGCCUGCCCCAGCAGAUGCCGCCCCCGCAUUACGCCCACCACGCUCACCACCAGAUGCCCCACCUGCCGCCCCAGGGUCCGCCCAGGGUGCCGUGCCAUCCUCCCACCCUGAUGACCCCGCAGCAGCAGCAGCAGCAACCCCAAACGCAGCAAGCACCCCAACAACCCGCUCAGUAUCGCGGCUUUCCACCGCCGCCGCCACCCCCGCGGGCCAGCUUCCCACCGUUCCCCCCGCCGGACGUGUCAAAGCAGUUCCAGGAGCACCACCUUUCCGGGAGGAUGCCGGUGCAGAGGCUGCCGCCACCGCCGUACAUCUAUCCCCCGACGUCCGGGGGCGGCUUCUACCCCCAGCAGCCGCAGUCACAGCCGCCGCAGCCGCAACAGCCGGACAAGCAGUGGCAGUACGACAAGGAGGCGCACCAGAUGGCCUGGGAUGACCUGGCCAAGCGGAAAAAGCUCAAGGUGAAGAAGACAAAGCGGGAGAGCGUCCCCCAGGUGGUGCCGGAGGCUUCGGGGGCGGCACCCUCCUUCAUGGAGGACCCGAACGGUUACCUGGCGCAGCAGACGGCCCUCCUCAACUCGACCAUCCUGCGGCCGCAGAGCUUCCCACCGCCUCCGCCACCGCAGCAGAGCGUCGUGUCGAGCGCGAGCGCGUCGCCCACCACGACCACGAGCACCUCAAGUACGACCCCCAUCGCGCCGGCCCCUCCCCCUCAGCAGGUGAAGCCGGUGCCGCUGCCCAGCAACGUCGCCCUGCCCAAGGGCCUCGGCAGGGCGCCCCCGACAAUCUCGAGCAGCCCUGCGGCCGCCCCUCCGCCCCCUGAGAGCACCCCUGUCGUGCCGGACAGCGCCUCCGAGUGCCAGGCGUGCACGCUUAUCAAAGAGGAGGCGCACCCGGCAGUCACUUCCACCGCUAGCCCAGACCCCAAGGGACCUAUCCAGGGCGGCACCGUCAGCACAAGUCAGGAGCAGCAGGAGAGUAAGACAGAGACAGCGGCCGUGACCGUGGCGACCAGCACCCCAACCAAAUCCCCCCUGGAAAUGGUACAGAGCGUAGUGAGCAGCAUUCAGGUUCCUCAGAAGCUGGCGACGGCGACGCCUUUGACCCUGAGCGCGUCUCCGGCCAGCGGCACGGACCUGAAACUUCCACCAGGCCACAUUUUCGUCUCAUCCAACGGGCAGCAGCUGAUCAUCCAGGGCGCGACGCAGAAACUGACGCCGCCUCCACCUCAGCAGCAGCAGCAGCAGCAGGCCCAGGCGAACAUGCUCUCGGCGCUGCAGCAGCCGAUGGUGCAGCUGGUGAACACGCUGCCGUGCACCACACCGCUGCUGCUGCACCAGCCCCUGCAGCAGACGGUUACCAUGGAGGGCCAGCUGCUGGCCGCACUCCCGACGGACGAGCUGAAGAAGAAGGCCAAGAAGCGCCGGCCCAUCCAACAGGCGCCGCCGCCCCAGCAGCCCCCGCAACAGCUGCCCCCACCGCCACCCCAGCAGCAACAGCAGAUCCUCCAGAGCCCGCUCUUCAUGCAGAACUUCCAGCAGCCGCUGCUGCAGACGCUCACCAUCCUGCCAAACAAGCAACCCCAGUUCCUGCUCCCCCAGCAGACGGCCAGUCCGCAGCAGUCGCCGCUUGGCGCCAACCCUAUCAACCUCAUCCAGCCGCUGAAUUUGCUGAACGGCGCCAACUUCAUGUCGACGAACCUGCCAGCCAUUCAGACGCUGGUGGUGCCCGGCCUGCAGGGGAUGGUGAUGAGCGCCCUUCCGGAGGGCACGCUGAUCCCGACGGACGGCAGCGGCGGCACGGUGCAACUGCAGCUUCCCAACCAGAUCCUGAUGCAGCCGCAAUUCGGGCAGCAGAACCUGCUGUCGACGCCACAGAUGUUGAUCCGAGCGCCAGCGCCGCAGAUCAUUAACAAGGUGACCGCCACCGGGCAGCAUUUCCAGGUGGGCCAGCUGAUCUCGCCGCAGUCGCAGUUCCUUGGCUUCCAGCAGACCCUGAACGGCCUGACGAUGAUGAGCCCGCCCAAGCCGCCCGAGCAGCAGCAGCUCAUCAUGAACGUCAACGGCCAGCCCAUGAUCAUUCCAUGCUCGGCAGCCAACGUCACCCCCACCAGCCAGAGCACCACCCUGCUGCACCAGAACACCACCAUCGUUCAGCAGCAGACCACCACCGCGCUCGUCGCUGCGGCCAACAACGCUGCACAACAGCAACACAUGCAGAUGACUCACUACCAUCAUUUGCCUCCCUAUCAGGUUAAUCCGCUGAUUCUGAAGCAAUUCCAAGACCUGCCGCUGCUGCUGCAACAGAAGCACUCGGUGUCGACGCAGACGGCGCAGGCCGCGCAGGCGGCCGCCGCCCUGCUGCCGGCCAUGGUGCAGAUUCCGACCAGCUUGUACAACAGCCCCCCGCUGGAGCAGAUGCCCCCGGACACGACCACCUCGUCGCCCAUCUCGGAGCCGCUCAAGUCGCUGACGCCGCUCAACACCGAGUGCGGCGUCACCAGCUCGGAAGCCGAUCCGGUCGACGCCACCACCACCUUCAGCUGGGUCACAAAGGUCGACGAGGUCAUGGUGGAGAGCUCCACCAUCCUCGACAAGAGCAGACCCCUCAAACGCAAGUUGGAUGACGCCUCUGCUACCCCUGUUGUGCAAGACUGCAAGUGUGUUGUGAGGGAAGGAGAGCUGGUGUGGGGCCCCUUCAACGGGUCGCCCUCCUGGCCCGGGAAAUUGGUGUCCCUGAACGAGAGCCUCGAGGGCGGCGGCGCCCCCUCCGACUCCAGGGGGUGGGUGCGCUGGUUCGGGUCCACUUUGCACUCUCAAGUCGAGCUAAAUUCCCUGAAAAGUUUGUCCGAAGGACUCGAGGCUCACCACUCGGCCACUAAGAAGUUCCGCAAGGGCAGGAAAAUGAAUCAGUUGCUGGAGAAUGCAAUUCAAGAGGCCAUGAGUGAGUUAGAUAAGAUGACGGCUACCGGCAUGCAGCAGUCUUCGAGAUAACCGAAUCUCUCUCAAGUCUUACUUUCCUUGCUUUUUUAGUAAUUUUUAAUAAUUGUUGAUUAACACCCAGUAAUAACGUCAGGUGAUGGUACCAAAAGUAAUUUUUACUAUCUAUUUAGUUAAUUCUUUUCUCCCAAGAAAGAAUGACAAACAAAACCAGAUAUUGAGCGUUGCUAACUUCAAGUUGCUUUUAUUUAAGUACUUUUUACACACAAAACCGUUGAUUUGUGUCUCUAGUCAGAUAAAUAUAUUCUUGCUUUUUUUAAUCUACGAUUAAGAACCACAAAACUUGUAUAAAAUUGGAGCGAUCAGAGCGUUUAAUAGAUCUGAUUGAGCAUUGCUGUAAAUGUAUAAAUAUGAAAAUAUGUUAUGAUUUACGACAAUAAAUGGCUAAACUACUAAUACACGUACACGCAUACAAAAAUGGGUGGAUGGCAAAUAGACAUUUAUUGUGUGCUGUAAAUAUAAUAUAAUUAUACAUGCAUAUACAUACAUAUUAUCGGUUGACGAUUCGUGAGAAGAGUAUGUACAUUUGUGUAAAGUAUCCCCGGUUUUUACUUGUUUAACGUUACGUAUUGUCGGGUGCAUAAUAUUUAUGCACAUGUCUGUGUUUGACAAAAACAAAAUCACUAUGGAUGCUGUGAGUGUUCUUUUGUUGCAAAUUGAUUGGUUGUAAACGCAGUAAACAGUAGCUUGAAGCUACAAAACAGUCCAACAAAGUCAGUUGGUUGAUUUUUACUUAUUAUGAUUACUACGCUGCUUUUGUUUUUUUUUUUUUUUGUUCUCUGAAUCGCAGUGUGAGAAUAAAGAGGGAGGGAGGAAGGAGUAAAAUUUGAAUUGUAUUAGCCGUCCAAUGUGCAUAAAAUACUUGUAAGAAGUGUGAUUUGCGGGUAUAUACAGGAGAAACUACAUCACAGCUCUUGUAUUUCAGUUUUCGCGCCAACUCGGGAAACAGUGGGCAUCAGGUACGUUUUAAAUUGGCACGUACCAUUUUGAAUUUUGCAUAUAUAUGAGAGGUUUUGUCGCCAAAAUUUCAAGUACUGCUGGUGAUCUUCACUUUUUGAGUGAUUUGAUUUUGUAAAAAUGGUCGCUUUAAAUAUGAGCAAUGCGGUUUGAGCAAAAAAAAAAACGAAAAAUUUCCUUUACAACUUGAAUUUAAAUAUUUGAAAAAAAAAAUAAAUCAGGCCUUGGUUCAUGCUUCAUCUCUGUAGCUUCAUGUUAGAGCAGAUUUUCUAAAGUAAAAUAGUUUGAAAAGUGCCAAAAAGUGAAUUUAUUCGGAAGUAAAACAUACUUUGGUCUGAAAUUUUCAUCUAACCAUACAACAUGUGUGAAAUUCAAAAUGUUUUUUUUAUGACGUGCCAAUUUAGCUCGCCUAGGUGCAAAUCGACAUCGCUCGCGAGUGUAUGAAUAUAUUGUUCCUAACAAAAAGAUGGGGAUUUUGAGAUGAAAAAGAAAUAAUAAUAAUAAUACUAGAGAUCGAGACCCACCUCUGCUUUAAUAUUUGGAAUCCUAAAGAAAUUGUUGUUGGAUAAUUGAGAUAAAUUAUAUGGGCGCAAGUAUAGAGAGAAAUAAUACUAAAUGAGAUUAAAAUCAACGCGAUUUGAACUUAAAUACAAAUUGAUAGGAGAUUUUUAGCAGACAAACAAAAAAAAUGAGUAAAAACUUUGCGAGAAAGGUCUGAAACAAAAACUACGAAGAAAAGUAUUUUUUAUAUCCUGAGAUGAAAAAAGUAAUGAAUUAAUCAUACUCCUGGAAGCACUUUAGAGCAAGCGUAGAUAAAUAAAUGUAAUUGUUAGUUGUCUCUCGUUUGUUCACGUAUAUUCGGGUGGAAGAAGCAGAAGCAGAAAAUCACGCGCAAAAAGAUGUUAAGUGUGUUAUACUUGAUUAAUCACACGCCUAAAAUGAGUAAUAAGUGGUCGAGUAAUAACAAUCCCUGCUGGAUAUUUGGGGCUGCAAAUUUGUUAUUGAGAAAGAAAAAAUAAUAUCUCUGUCUCCGACGUCAUUUAAGCUGUACCGUAAUAGGAAGAAACUAUAUAUCAAUGUUGUUAUCUGAUACGAUAUGGCCCAUCGAUUAAAACUAAACACACACACAAUUGUGCACGCGGCUGGCUAUUAACUGAGAAUCUACCUUUUUACCUCGAAACGAUGUGCUUAUUUUGUUCAGUUCGUUUUACAAAUCCAAGUUUGCCAUACUUAAAUGCAUUUCUUUUAUUGUCUUUUUUAUAUUUUAAACUAAAUUUUUUUCGCCACAAACACCACAUUUUUAUGUUUUAGCUUUUUGGUUGCGCCUUCUUGAGUUUUUCGUUGUAAACACACACCCACACCUACACACACACACACAUUCACUGGCAUACUUAAUACAUAUUAUGUGUAUUUAUAGGUAGGCGACAAAAAUUGAAUGAUGUUAUUUGCCAGAGUUUAUUGUAAUAUAUCCUCGAUAUUACCUAUUAAUGAUUAAAUAUACUUUAACCAUUGCUGUAUAUUUAUGGAAAAGCUUAUUAUAUUCUCACAUGAUGAAACAAAGUA
Messenger RNA from Cloeon dipterum, 7693 nucleotides. Its product is annotated as methyl-CpG-binding domain protein 5-like. The record is from RefSeq and is a predicted model, not a curated record. Lineage: Eukaryota; Metazoa; Arthropoda; Insecta; Ephemeroptera; Baetidae. Gene Ontology annotation, molecular function: DNA binding; chromatin binding. Bases 491 to 5167 code for a protein of 1558 amino acids. The transcript is spliced from 13 exons. Gene Ontology annotation, cellular component: chromocenter; nucleus.